AUGGUCACGGUCCUGCCAGGACAAACAAACACCUUCUCGAUGUUCUCGGUUGCCUGCUCCUUACCUGAAAUGGUGGGAGGUUUUGACCUCAUCCAGGCAGCCGAUGCAGGACAACAAUGUCGCUUUGCAGAUUGUUUGAUCACUCAUCGAUGGAUUCAGAUCCCCAACACAUUGGGUCCCACCCACCGUGUAGGGCAAGGGGAUGGAUACCAGAUUGUAGCGCAUGCUCUCGCACAAGGAACGGGUCGCAGAAAUGCAGAUGACACCAGUUCCUCAGAUGCCAUCACUGCCAGCCCAAGGUAUUCACCUGGCCGGCACUCACAACCGUCUUCCAGUCAGCAGCCGGCACGUUUCACAACAGUGCUACACCUGUUUCAGUUGGACGGUGUCGAAGUUAGCGUCGCCAUUGUUAAUGAUCAGCGCAUUCAACCCACACAGGAGAUUGCGGCUGCACUUAACAUUCCGUUUGACUGCCUGGAAGCGUUGCACGUCAUGCCACACUGCCCAUACCAGAUCCCCGAGUAUGAGAUUUCAGCAGUUGUACAGCGCACUGGUGACUUAGCCAUCCGUACCACUGACAGACUGUUGUUGGUUGAUAUCAUUUACCAUCACCACCCAUCCAGUGAGGGUAUUGGUCAUCGUCCCACUGUCAUCAGGGAAGUUCAAAGAGUUGGGCACCAGAUCCUGAGACAACAGAUUCUCCUUGCUGCAGCCGUGCAUCACUAUUGUCUUCAUGUAGCAUCCGAUUGUGCAGUAACAUUGGACUCCCAACCCUGGCCAGAGACUGAUGUGAUGCCUCGACCAGUGAGGCAUGGAUCGUAUGCUCAAGUAGUCGUGCCGCCACCUGCCACACAUGAUGUUCCAACUCAGACAGCAGUAGAGGUUGCCAGACAGAUAGCAGAAGAGGAUGCUGACAUCAGAGACCUGGUGGGUGACUCAGAUCUAAGCGAUGACACGUCCUUAACACAAAUUGCCAUCACAUCACGACCCAAAGGGUUCUGGAUUGCGAAGUUACCCAUUGACGUUGAUCAUAUCCGAGCAAGCACGUCUGUGGACCAGGAUACCUGGUCUAAGCAGUCUCUGCAACUUGCUGAACCAGUGGUAGCGGUACUGCAGGUUAAACCUGAUCUGAACCCCCACUCCAACAGGCCAGUCACUGCACCCAUGACAGCCCACACUCCACAGAGUGGGAAACAGCAUCCCACAGCGUGUACACCCAACUUGGCAUGCUUUGUGGACACAGUGUCAACCAGUGACUCACCUUUGGCAAACCACACGCAAGAUGAAGGACCCACAGGUACGCAUUCCGCAGUAACAGCCCAGUCCAUGUCCCUGUCACACACUGACCUUCAGCAUGGCUCCAUCAGUGCGUUGUCCACCCCAAGCAAGCAGACCAAGCUUUCGCAGUUUUUCCCAAAAAGAGGUGUUCAGAAAGCUCCUAAAGGACUGCAACAGACCAAGAUUUCCAACUUUUUUGCCACCAAGCUCAAAGAGCCCAAACAUGAUGCAAACUGCGUGGCCACAGGUACCUUGGAGCCUACAGGUAUGCACACUCCAGUUUUGCAGGAUGAGCAAGCUCAAAGUGAUCCAAUAGCGAUGCCAGGUGACAGGCCUGCGCACCAAUGGCGCACUGGAUUCCAGCACGAGGCUGAGCCACCACAGUUUGAAACCAGGGUGCCUCCCCCGCAGCAACAAGCACAGGGAGGACCACAACCAAGGCCAUCCUGGCACAUUGAGCUUCAUGCCAUCUUUCAAGAGCAUGCCACCGUCCAGCAUCGGGAGACUGGCCCAGAAAUGUCGGUGGAGGUGUGGUACGUCCACCACACUAACAUGCCGAGAUGCAACGCACCUCGACUCAUUAGGCUUGAUGAUGUUCAGGAGCUUUGGUACGCGGACUUAUGCAAUGCCUGGUUUGACCAGAUCCAAAGGCUCCAACCCAUUCGGAUUCAUGUAGUCAAACCUACGCCUGCCUAUCAGCUCAGACCUCAGGCCAUUGUGCAUCUAAUCCUAGAGCAAGGAAUGACCCCACAGAGGGCUGCCAUCCUGUUCACAGCUGCGUUUCAUGGAGGUGUUCGAACCGGAUUACUCCAGCAGGCCGAGUCUUCACCAGCUGACAUCUGCACAGAUCAGGUGAUUCAGGACCAUGGAUUGCAGCCACAGUGCACAUUCAGACCAUGUCACCUGUUCUCAGGCCGGUACCGUUUUGAUCCUCAUGAUCCAGUGCAGGUCCCCUCAGGUAUAAGCGUUUUGCUGGAUGUAGGUGACCACAGGAUUAGACACUCGCACCCAGCAGGAAGUAGUCAUGAGGCCCCACGGGAACCACGACUUGAAGAGCCUGCCACUGCCAGUAGUGACCAGGAAGACAGCAUGUCCAUGAUGCAGACUCCCAAAUACAAGGCAUUCCCCAAAAGUCGAGCUCAGCGCCAGACGUCAUUUGCACAGUCAAGUACAGCACCAGCACAUCACAUCCUGCAGAUUCACCAGCCCAUCACAAGGGAUGCAAGCGGAGGGUCACCGGAAAUCAUUGCUCAUGUGAUUGUGGUUCAGAAUCCCACCCAUGAUCAGGUCGCCGCUCUUAUCAGUAUCACGGAGCUUAUGGAAGACCCCUGGCACCCAUCAAGGAUUUGCACGCUGUUACCUGCUCAGGUCACAUGCAAUGAGCUGUUUGCCCAGGCAGGCAUUAGUGAAGAUCAAACGAUGACCACACCGGGCCUUGCAGCAUACCAUGGAAAUGUGCCUAUCCUGCCAGGCAGCUCUUUUCCGGCACGACAUGGGUACGCCUUUGAGGUCAUUACGGACACUUUGGAUAGGGAAAGAGACGACCUGCCACUGGCACACUUGCCAGAGGCACCGAUUGCUGCUUCAGCCCCUCCAUCAACAAGUGUCCUGCAACAUGUUGACCCUGUGCAGCCGUCCGUAUUCACAAUCGAAGAGGACAAUGAGUCACUCAGCUUGAUUCAAAAGUCCUUCAAGACCAUCCAUGCUGUGAUGAAUCAGAUGCACCACACAAUUCAGGAGGGUUCCAUUCUUGCAGGUGGCUCCCAACACACUUGUGCUGUGGUAGGUCCGCCCUACACCCCAAGGGGCACUAUGCCACAGAUUGAGGAACCCCUUGAUCCCAGUGCACAAGAGAUCAAAGUAUCCAUUGAUACAUUGCAUCGCUGGCAGCAUUUGGCUGCGUUGAGACCAUUUGCCGUACAGCCCAUGGCCCCCAUCAUAACCUGGAUGGUUGAUCAUGAGCGCUUCCCCCAAUGCCUUGUGCCUCGAGAGGUUCAUUUGAAUGCAUACCCCAACAACUGGAAAGCCAAGAUCCUCAGUGCUUGGCAGGAUAUGCUGUUACCUAGCCACCCGGCUGAGGUCAAGCUGGUCCAGCCACAUCCGGUUGCGAUGGAAGCCUAUGCAGUGGCCCAUGCUAUCGUUACCCAACAACCGCAGCCUGGCUUAACUACCAUUUUGCUCACCACGCUAGAUAGUGCCCAACCAGGGGCACAUCGCAGGCAUGCCACUAUGGCACCACAAAUGCUUACAAGAGAAACCUUGUUGGCUCUGGCAUUCAUUGGGCCCGACUGCCAUGACCCCACUGCCGACUGUGACGCAUGGAUUGCCGACAUUGAACUGGAGCAUCAUGUACCUCAUGCCACCCAGGAGGCACAGUCAUGCACUGCAGCCAUUCACCGCCACAGAUACCCACCUCCGGACACUCCUGAUCCAUGGGAGUAUGCUGCCACGCUGAACACAGAAUUUCGUGUGCCCAUAUCAAUCCAAGCAGCUCUCCCAGAGGAACGUCAGGAAAUCACCCUUGACCAACAAGGGAACGACCCACAGUUACUGUGGUUCGAGAAUGAAGCGUGGAAGAUCGAGCUGGAAAAUGAAGAAUGCUGCCAACUCCUACCUCUGCCCGAUGGAAUGCAAGUCCCAGAACCAGCCUACUGGGCCCUACUGCAACCACCUCCACACUCCCUUGAUGCAGAACUGCAAUACACGAUGUACCUUGAUGGGGCUGCCAAUGGCCUUGAAGCUGGACUAUGGACGGCCAGACAGGUGGAGAUACAUGAGAUCAGGGGCCAUGUGGGCCACGCCUGGAACGAGCUAGCCGACGCGGUGGCCAAAUGGGCAAUGCAACAAUCCAGCAACCCGCUCACUGGCCACUUUGUCCAACUCCACAAACUGGCCUCUGCCCCUCACGACAUCAAAUGGACGUGGAUGCAAACUACUCACCCAGCAGUAGCAGCAUGUUUUCCCCCCCUGAUCCAGCAACAAGUCAUGCAGUUCACGCCAGCUUGCAGAAGGGUUCACAUCACCCCCACUGAACGCCUCCAGCCAGUUGACGAUACAAAAAGCUCAAACUGGAAGCUGUGUGCCUGCACAGCCAAUGUGCUGGCCACCGAAGUGUGGAAUUUGCAACCAGUUGGAACCAAAAGAACCGGUCAGCGCACUGCGCGCCUGGAUGCCCAAUGGCACCAUGCACAGUACCAUGUGGUAGGAGUUCAAGAAGCACGCACUGCGCAAGGCAGGUUUCAUGCACCCCACUACCACAUUUUUUCCUCAGGGGCCAAGCACAAAAGGGCACCCUUAUACGGCUGUGAGUUAUGGAUCCACAAAACUCUUCCGGUGGCAACUGACCCUGAGGGCAAACCGGUCGUCCUGGGCAGGGCCACAUUUACAGUCCAACAUGCUGAUCCCAGACGCCUCUUUGUUGAAGCUAGGUUGGGGACUACUACAUAUGCCUUGAUAGUUCUUCAUGCGCCUAGCCUUGCCACUCCCAGUCAAGAGAACCCGGAUCCAGCAGCCGCCACGGCCCAAUGGUGGGCCGACACAAGCGCCAUCUACUACAGACAUGUUGAUGCAGCAGCGCAAUGGGUCUUCAUUGACGCAAAUGCCCCACUUCACAGCGGGGUAAACGACCUCUUUGGGUCUCAUGGGGCUGAACCCCCCAACAAGGCUGGUGAACUCUUUGAAGCGUUCAUUCAUGAUCAUCAGUUGGUAGUCCCUUCCACGUUCUCACACCUGCACACUGGGCCCACCACCACAUGGACUCACAGCACCGGGAAAAAGAGCCGGAAAGACUACAUCCUAGUCUCCCGUCAGGUUUACCCACUUGCCAGGAGAAGCUGGGUGGAUGUCCAUCAUGACACCACCUUUGCACAUGAGGAUCACCUGCCGGUCGCCCUCCAGUGCCAGGGAUGGCUCCCAGCCAGUCCAUCCACAGCUGCCAAAGCCUGGGAUGACCAGGCUAUGUUAGACCCGGUCCGUUAUCAGGCCUUCCAAGCUGCACUGAACACCCUGCCGCUGCCCACUUGGGAAACAAACAUUGAUGAUCAUGCAGCGCUAUAUGAGAGGCAAAUCCUAGCCCUUGGUCAGCAGUUCUUCACCAAGAAGAAAGGCAAACACCGCCAGAUCCAGCUGCAGCAUGCUACACUUGAUGCAAUUGCCUUCAAACGACAUAUUUUGGACUUUGGGCGCAAGAAUGGUUGCAUGCAUCAGCAGGAAUACAAACAUGAGCUCAAACAAAUAGAAAAAGAGGUUGCUCAAAGAGUCAACAAGGACAUCCAAUCCUUUUACACAGACCUGCUCAGCCAGCUGCAAUCGUCUGGCGAGAUGUCCAACCACCGCCUUGUCUACCGCCUUUUGCACAGGCUGGGACGCAAAAAAGGGGCCAGUGCAGCCGGGGCCAGACCCCUGCCCAUGCUACAGAAACAGGAUGGCAGUCUGGCAACUACGUUUCUUGAACAGCAGCAAACAUGGAUGGACCAGUUCGCACAAAUCGAAGCUGGCAUUCAGCGCAGUUGGGAUGAAAUGACUCAGCAGCAUGAAGACCCCACCUACCAGCAUCGAUGCCAUGACCUGGAGCCCGAGGCCUUUCCAAGUGCCUGGCAAAUUCAGUCGCUGAUUUCACGCCUGAAACGAGACAAAGUACCCGGCCCCAACUGCAUUCCUCCGGGCCUGGUUAAAGCCGGGGGCAGUGUUAUUGCCAAACACUUGUCAAUGCUCUUCACGAAAGUUGCCGCCAGCGCCACCGAACCCUUGCAUUGGAAGGGGGGGCAGUUAAUCCCACUUUGGAAAGGUAAACUCCCACCUCAAAUUGCGAGUGGUUAUAGAAGCAUCUUUCUCUCGAACUAUACCACCAAACUUUAUCACCAGUGCUUUAGGGCACACCUGGUUGGGGCCUGGGAAAAAGGGCUGACUCAUCUCCAAUGCGGUGGCAGAAAAGGUGUGGGUGCCGAUGUAGCCCACCACAUCGUGCAAUGCCACCAAUCCUGGUGCAAGCAGCACUCAGUGCCAUCGGCUGCCUUAUUUGUCGACUUGAAGUCGGCUUUUUACAUGGUAUUGAGACAAACCUUCACCAGCCUACCAUCUCAAGAUGCGGCGUUUAUGGAUGCAAUGCAGAAACUUGGCAUGACACCCGAUGAAGUCCAAGGCCUUGUUGACGUUGCCAAACAGGAAAAUGCCACACCUGGACUCGCCACUCACUUGCAGCACAUAUUGCGGGACCUCAUGCACAACACCUACUUCACCAUCGCUGGACUCACACAGCCAUGUCAGACCACUAGAGGCACGAGACCUGGUGAUCCGGUCGCUGACGUGCUGUUCAACCUCUGCAUGCGCCUGGUGUUGGUAGACUUCAAGAAUGAGGUAGUAAACACAGCCCACAUCCCAUGGCUUGGAGACGUCACCCCAGUCUCGGACCUGACCCAACCAACGGCAAUGCCAGCUGAGGGGUUUGUUGAUGUCACGUUCGUUGAUGACUGUGUCGUACUGGUUCAUGCAAAAUCCAAUGACCAAGUGGCCCACAUCCUACGAUCGGUGAUCAGGGCCCUCGACUCUGCAUCAGCACGUAGGGGCCUCAGCAUCAACUAUGAACAAGGCAAGACGGAAGUCCUAUGGACCAUUGUGGGCAAAGGAGCACGUCAGAUGAAACGCACCAUUCAUGAAGCAGGUCAGCAGCUCCAAUGGGCCGAUGCAGACCGGCAGUUUUCAGUUCAUGUAUGUCACGCGUACAAACACCUGGGUACGUGGGUACAAGCACACCACCACCACACACGGGAGAUCCUCUCCAGAGCAACUGGUGCAAAGCAACAAUGGGGGCAGCUCGCUCGCUCCUUCUUCACCAAGAAGGUGAUCACAAUCCCAGUCAAAAGUGCUGUGUUCCAAAGCCUUGUCAUCUCAAAGAUGAUUUACAACGUCCACACGUGGACGUCCAUCAAGCCCCAACACCUUGAAACCUGGGUCAAUCACCUAAAAGCUCCUGCUGGCACUUUGCUCAAGGGCUUUUUGAUGGCCUCUACCAAAUACCAGCACACCACCGAUGAAAUGCUGGCAUUUGCAGGCAUCUUGCCAUUGCGAGACCAAGUUCAUGCCAACCGGCUCAGGUUUCUUGCCAGACUGAUGCAAGCAUGUCCCCAAAUCACAUGGGCGUUGAUGAGCUCUACGGCAGCACCACAUUCUUGGGCGCAACUUUGCCUCGAGUCAUGCCAGUGGCUCCUGAUGCACUACGACAGCAAACUGCCGCUCACUGACCAGUCGACGUUUCUAGAAUGGGUCAACUAUGUGAGGCUGGAUCCCAACUGGAAAGGUCGCAUCAGGAAAACGUGCAAGCUUGCGUUGGCCUUCCACAAAUCCAGAGCUGAACAUGCGAUAUGGCAGAGACACUUUGAUGCCCGCCUGGCAGCCUUGGGCGCCACCUUGCCAACCCAGGACAAACCACCGCAGAUCGCGGAAAAGUGGCAAUGUGAUCUUUGCAGCAAAGUCUUUGCCUCCACUCGUGCUCUUGCAAUGCAUGCUGCCAGAGGCCAUGGCUACAAAAAGAAAGUGAGAUAUUAUGCCGUGGGCGAAACGUGUCAAGUGUGUUGCCUCAACUUUCACACACGCAAAAGGCUCUCAGUCCACUUGGAAAAGCAGCCGAGAUGUUUUAAUGUGGUAGCAGCGUGUUGGCCCCCGCUACCUGCGGAACAGGUGGAAGCCCUUGACACAGCUGAUCGAGAACUUGAGUCUCUCCUGCGCAAGCAAGGGUGGUGGGCCUCCAAGGCCUUCCAGCCGGUGUUAGCCACUUUUGGCCCCUCACUACCCCCUGAAGGUAGUCAGGGGGCGCAACUCAUGUUUGACCGCAUGCAAAACAGACGCCCAAGUGAUGAAGUCGCGUACACCAUGCUGCAAGGCACCAAAAUCACAGCAAUCCCCAGUGACCCAACCAAGCUGUGGUUCAGUCACUCAGAUCUGCCAGCUUUCAUUAUGCAGUCAGUACAGGGCACUGAUGCCGGCGGAGGAGCGUUUGCCAUGGAAGGCCUUGCGCGGGAAGCAGCCACCCUACACAUACGGGCGCUAGUAGUGGUGCACUUCUUUAGUGGCUUCAGACGCACAGGUGACAUUCACCAUGUGGUUGACCACCACGUGGCUGAAAGUGGCCUUCAGAUCUUCACCCUUUCAGUGGAUCUCUGUAUGCAAAGAAAAAGCGGUGACCUGGCCACGCCCCAUGCAUGUCGGUGGUGGAAAGACAGGGUGCUCAGUGGGCAAGUCGUGGCUGCUGGAGGCGGCCCACCAUGUGAGACAUUCACAGUGGCGAGGCAGUACGAAGGUGGCCCCAGACCACUACGCAGCGCCUCCCAGCCGCUAGGGCUUCCUGGGCUCACGCUCAAAGAAUGGUGCCAGCUCCGCAUCAGUGACAGGCUACUUAGGUUCCUGCUCGACAUCUUGGUGACCCUUGCAGUCACAGGCAUGAGUGUUUUUUUAGAACAUCCGCAAUUCCCAACAUGGUGCACUCGUGGCCACCCGGCCAGUAUCUGGGCAAUGGCUGCCCUGAAGCACUUGAAGCGCCUGAACUGCUUUACUGUUGUAAGCUUCGAUCAGUGCGUGGUUGGGGCGGUCUCCAAAAAGCCAACAACCCUCCUCCUUUUGAGGAUGCCGGAAGUGAGGGAUCAGUUGAUGCUGCGUGGAAUCUACGGCCGUUGCAAUCACCCAGCAGGAGCACAUGCAGCCCUGAUCGGCCGAGAACAAGAUGGCACGUUCAACACCGCCAAAGCCAAGGUGUACCCGUAUGGACUCAACAGACUCCUCGGAACUGCUAUGUUCCGCGCUGCAGCAAAACUGGCAGGAUAUUGCAGCACAACCGAGCUGCCAGAGGAACUUGAGCCAUACCUGGAACAAAGCCACCAAGAGCAAGGCUGCUGCGCCUUCCCAGGCCCUUGGUGCCCGCCAGGAUUUUGCUCCUGUCGAACAUGGGAUAAGGAGGAGGUGCUGUUCUUUCCGGAUGACAAGAAGCGUACAGGCCUCAAAAGAAUCCUGGCCCUACUGGCCAGCGCGAAGAAGUCUCUGGAUGUGGCCGUCUUCAGUAUCAGUCACCAAGACUUGGCGGAUGCUUUGUUGGACGCCCAGAGGCGUGGUGUGAGGGUGCGCAUCUUGACGGACGACAUGCAGGCAAAACAGGAGAACUCCUGUGUGGCUGCGCUGAAGAAAGAGAUCAUCGUGCGCAUGGAUUCCAAUGAGAAGUUGCAUAUGCAUCACAAGUUUAUUGUCAUCGAUGAAAAGAUUGUGCUGAGCGGGUCUCUCAAUUGGACCCAUGCGGCACUUGAACGAGGAAAUGAGAACCUGGUGAUCAGCGAGCACGAUACCGUUGUUGAGGACUUCAAAGAUGAGUUUCAUCGUUUGUGGAAGCUCUUUGCCAAGAAGAGCAAGGGCACUAUCGAAGCUCCCGCGGGUUUUUUCAGGAACAAGGUUGCUUGCCUCUUCUUUCCUGUCCCGAAUGAGUACAAUGCAGGGUUGAUCAAGCACCAACUGGAAUGGGCCAAGCAUAGCAUUGAGAUUGCAGUCUUUACUUUGACCCUGGAUUCUCUGGUGGAUGUCUUAAUCAAGAAGCACAAAGAAGGAAUUCGCGUCCGAGUUAUCACGGACAAUCGCCAGGCGGGGGUCCCUGGAGCGGAUGCCGCACGCCUACGCGAAGCCGGUGUGGAGGUUCGCGUCGACAGGUCCUGGUACGCCAUGCAUCACAAAUUUGCGAUCAUCGAUCAGAAUUCCUUGAUCAAUGGCUCUUUCAAUUGGACCGCACAGGCCACCAAAGGCAAUCAAGAGGAUGCGGUGAUCUAUG
Messenger RNA from Cladocopium goreaui, 10078 nucleotides. Lineage: Eukaryota; Dinophyceae; Suessiales; Symbiodiniaceae. The record is from the annotation of a GenBank genome assembly.